GCGCUGCCCAGGGGGCUGACCGCGGCCGGAGGGCGCCCCAGGACCGGGCCGGGAGCCCGCGCCGCGCGCCGAGGCCAAAUUGCUUGAGGGCCCAAGUUGGAUCUGAUCCAAAGCCUGAGAUCAAGCUGGGCACAGAGCCUGGUCUGGAGCUGGAGCCCAAACCACAACUGGACUGCCCCUGCCAUGCAGAAGGAUACAGGCACUGUGCCUUCCUGCACUGGCAUGCAGUUCUCCAGGCCCUUCCCUCUGUUGCCAUUGCUGUUGCUGCUCGGUGCCAGUGUGCCUGGUGUCUGGGGUCAGGCUGGAAGUUUGGACCUGCAGAUUGAUGAGGAACAGCCAGCAGGCACUCUGAUCGGGGACAUCAGUGCAGGGCUUCCGGCAGGCACGGUAGCACCUCCAAUGUACUUCAUCUCUGCUCAAGAGGGCAGCGGUGUGGGCACAGACCUGGCCAUCGAUGAGCACACUGGAGUCGUCCGUACAGCCCGAAUCUUAGACCGAGAGCGACGGGAUCGCUACCGCUUCACUGCAGUCACUCCUGAUGGAGCCACGGUGGAAGUUACUGUGCGAGUGGCUGAUAUCAAUGACCAUGCUCCAGCCUUCCCACAGGCUCAGGCUGCCCUCCAGAUCCCUGAACAUACGGCUCUUGGCACCCGCUACCCACUGGAGCCUGCUCGUGAUGCAGACGCUGGCCGCCUAGGAACCCAAGGCUAUGCCCUCUCUGGUGAUGGGGCUGGAGACACCUUCCGGCUGGAGACACGGCCAGGUCCAGAUGGUGCACCAAUGCCCGAGCUGGUGAUUUCCGGGGAGCUGGACCGAGAGAACCGCUCACACUACAUGCUGCAACUGGAGGCUUAUGAUGGUGGCUCACCCCCUCGCAGAGCCCAGGCUCUGCUGGAUGUGACACUGCUGGACAUCAAUGAUCACGCCCCUGCUUUCAAUCAGAGCCGCUAUCACGCUGAGGUGUCUGAGAGCCUGGCUCCUGGAAGUGCUGUUUUGCAAGUAUAUGCAUCUGACGCUGAUGCUGGUGCCAAUGGGGAUGUAACUUAUGAGAUCAACCGGAGGCAGAGCGACGGGGAUGGGCCCUUCUCCAUUGAUGCACACACAGGACUGCUGCGGCUGGAGCGACCACUAGACUUUGAGCAACGGCGGGUCCAUGAGUUGGUGGUGCAGGCCUGGGAUGGUGGGGCUCACCCAGAGCUGGGCUCAGCCUUUGUGACUGUACAUGUACGAGAUGCCAACGACAACCAGCCUUCCAUGACAGUCAUCUUCCUGAGUUCUGAUGGCUCCCCACGAGUGUCUGAAGCUGCCCCACCAGGCCAGCUUGUUGCUCGUAUCUCAGUGUCAGACCCAGAUGAUGGCGACUUUGCCCAUGUCAAUGUGUCUCUGGAGGGUGGAGAGGGCCACUUUGCCCUAAGCACCCAGGACAGUGUCAUCUACCUGGUGUGUGUGGCUCGGCGACUGGAUCGGGAGGAACGUGACGCCUAUAACUUGCGGGUUACUGCCACAGAUUCAGGCUCACCCCCGCUGCGGGCCGAGGCCACCUUUGUGCUUCAUGUCACUGAUGUCAAUGAUAAUGUACCUGUCUUUGACCGUCAGCUCUACAGACCUGAGCCCCUGCCUGAGGUGGCACUGCCUGGCAGCUUUGUGGUGCGAGUGAAGGCCCGAGAUCCUGACCAAGGAGCCAAUGGGCAGGUCACUUAUAGCCUGGCUCCAGGCACCCACACCCACUGGUUCUCCAUUGACCCCACCUCGGGCAUCAUCACCACAGCUACCUUGUUGGACUACGAGUUGGAACCUCAACCACAGCUAAUUGUGGUAGCCACAGAUGGGGGCUUGCCUCCUCUCACCUCUUCUGCCACAGUCAGUGUAGCCCUGCAAGAUGUGAAUGAUAAUGAGCCCCAGUUCCAGAGGACUUUCUAUAACGCCUCCCUGCUGGAAGGCACCCAGCCUGGAACCUGCUUCCUGCAGGUGACAGCCACAGAUGCAGACAGUGGCACAUUUGGCGUCCUAUCCUACUCCUUGGGUGCUGGACUCGGAGCCUCAGGGUCUCCCCCAUUCCGCAUUGAUGCUCUCACCGGUGAUGUGUGUACAACCCGAACUCUGGAUCGAGACCAUGGGCCUUCAAGUUUCGACUUCACAGUGACUGCUGUGGAUGGAGGAGGCCUCAAGUCCAUUGUGUAUGUGAAGGUGUUUGUGUCAGACGAAAAUGACAACCCACCUCAGUUUUAUCCAAGAGAGUAUGCAGCCAGUCUGAGUGUCCAGAGCACACCUGGCACAGCUGUGCUGAAGGUCCGUGCCCGUGACCCUGAUCAGGGGCUCCAUGGGCAACUCUCCUACCACAUCCUGGCUGGCAAUAGUCCCCCUCUCUUUGCCUUGGAUGAACACUCAGGGCUGCUGACAGUAGCCUGGCCUUUAGCCAGACGAGCCAAUUCUGUGGUACAGCUGGAGAUUGGGGCUCAGGAUGGUGGUGGUCUGCAGGCAGAGCCCAGAGCCAGAGUCAACAUCAGUAUUGUGCCUGGAACUCCCAUACCACCUGUAUUUGAGCAGCUGCAGUACGUCUUUUCUGUGCUAGAGGAUGCAGCACCAGGCACCAGUGUGGGCAAGGUCCAGGCACACAACCCACCAGGUCGCUUGGGGCCUGUGACUCUUGCUCUGUCAGAUGGGGAUCCCCGAGGACUCUUCUCCAUAGAUGGGGUCUCAGGGCUAUUAAAAACACUUCGCCCUCUAGACCGGGAGCUUUUGGGACCAGUAUUGGAGCUGGAGGUGCGGGCAGGCAGUGGCAUACCCCCAGCUUUUGCAGUAGCCCGUGUACGUGUGCUGCUGGAUGAUGUAAAUGACAAUUCCCCUGCCUUCCCAGCACCCGAAGACACGGUGUUGCUGCCACCCAGCACUGCCCCAGGAACCCUCAUCUACACACUUAGGGCUCUAGAUCCUGACUCAGGCGUUAAUAGUCGAGUCACCUUUACACUGCUUGCAGGGGAUGUUGGGACUUUCACUGUGGAUCCAACUACAGGCCAAAUACGACUUAUGGGACCUCUAGGUCCCCCAGGCGGACCAGCCUAUGAAUUGGAAGUGGAGGCUAGAGAUGGGGGCUCCCCACCCCGCACCAGCCAUUUUCGCUUGAGGGUGGUGGUACAGGAUAUGGGGACUCGUGGACUGGCUCCCCACUUCAGCAGCCCUACGUACCACAUAGAUUUGCCUUCAGGCACUACCCCUGGGACUCGGGUCCUGCAAGUACAAGCUCGAGCACCAGAUGGGAUCCCUGUUAUCUACCACCUUGCAGCAGAUGGGCUAAGUAGCCCCUUUAGCCUGGAAACACAAAGUGGGUGGCUGUGGGUACGGGCAGCCCUGGACCAGGAACUGUAUACUCUGAAGGUAAUGGCUGUGUCUGGGUCUAAAGUUGAGCUAGGGCAACAGACAGGGACAGCCACCGUCAGGGUCAGCAUCCUCAACCAGAAUGACCACAGUCCCCGCUUAUCUGAGGAACCCACCUUCCUGACUGUGGCUGAGAACCAGCCACCAGGGACCAGUGUGGGCCGAAUAUUUGCCACUGACCGAGACCCAGGACCCAAUGGACGACUGACCUACAGUCUGCGACAUCUCUCUGAAGACAGCAAGGCCUUCCGCAUCCACCCUCAGACUGGUGAGGUGACCACGCUCCAAAGCCUCGAUCGUGAGCGGCAGAGCAGCUACCAGCUCCUAGUGCAAGUGCAGGAUGGGGGGAGCCCUUCCCGAAGUACCACAGGCACUGUGCACAUUGCAGUGCUAGACCUCAACGACCACAGCCCCACCUUCGUGCAGGCCUCAGGGGCUGCUGGCGGUGGUCUUCCGAUCCAGGUGCCAGAUCGGGUACCUCCAGGAACCCUAGUGACAACGCUCCAAGCCAAGGAUCCGGAUGAGGGGGAGAAUGGGACCAUUCUCUAUUCUCUAACUGGACCUGGCUCAGAGCUCUUCUCUCUGCACUCUCACUCUGGGGAGCUGUUCACAGCGGCGCCCCUGAUCAGAGCAGAGCGGCCCCAUUACGUGCUGACGCUGAGCGCUCGCGAUCAAGGCACCCCUCCUCGGAGCUCCAGCCUCCAGCUGCUGGUGCAGGUGCUGCCCUCCAUUCGGUCUCCGGAGACUCCGCACGAUCCUUCCGAGCCGGACCCGGCGACGCCGGUGCCCGUGGUGCUGACGGUGACCGCCGCCGAAGGGCUGCAACCGGGCUCCCUGCUGGGCUCGGUGGCACCCCCGGAGUCAGCGGCGGCGGGCACCCUCACCUACACGCUGGUGGGUGGCGCGGACCCCGAAGGCACCUUCGCGCUCGACGCGGCCUCGGGCCGCUUGUACUUGGCGCGGCCCCUGGACUUCGAGGCGGGCCCGCCGUGGCGCGCUCUCACGGUUCGCGCCGAGGGGCCGGGAGGCGCGGGCGCACGGCUGCUGCGCGUGCAGGUGCGUGUGCAAGACGAAAACGAACACGCGCCCACCUUCGCCCGCGACCCGCUGGCACUGGCGCUGCCCGAGAACCCAGAGCCCGGCGCUGCGCUCUACACUUUCCGAGCCUCGGACGCCGACGGCCCGGGCCCCAACAGCGACGUGCGCUACCGCCUGCUGCGCCAGGAGCCGCCCGUGCCCGCCCUUCGCCUGGAUGCACGCACCGGGGCCCUGAGCGCCCCGCGAGGCCUGGACCGGGAGACCACUCCCGCUCUGCUGCUGCUCGUAGAAGCCACCGACCGGCCCACCAACGCCAGCCGCCGCCGCACGGCGCGCGUGUCUGCGCGCGUCUUUGUCACGGACGAGAAUGACAACGCGCCCGUCUUCGCCUCGCCCUCUCGCGUGCGCCUCCCGGAGGACCAGCUGCCUGGGCCCGCGGCGCUGCAUGUGGUGGCCCGGGACCCCGACCUGGGGGAGGCUGCGCGCGUGUCCUAUCGCCUGGCAGCUGGAGGCGACGGCUACUUUCGAUUACACUCCAGUACUGGAGCGCUGUCCGUGGUGCGACCUCUGGACCGUGAACAGAAGGCUGAGCAUGUGCUGACGGUGGUGGCCUCCGACCAUGGCUCCCCGCCUCGCUCAGCCACACAGCUGCUGACUAUCAGUAUCGCCGACGUGAAUGACGAGGCCCCCACUUUCCAGCAGCAGGAAUACAGCGUCCUUUUGCGUGAGAAUAGCCCUCCUGGUACUUCUCUCCUCACUCUGCAGGCCACUGACCCUGACCUGGGGCCCAAUGGGCAUGUGACUUAUGGGGGCAUCUCUGGAGAAAGCUUUACCCUGGACCCAGACACUGGAGUUCUCACAACUCUUCAGGCCCUGGAUCGGGAGGAACAGGAGGAGAUCAACUUGACAGUGUAUGCCCGGGACAGGGGCUCACCCCCAUUGUUGACGCAUGUCACAGUACGAGUGGCAGUGGAGGAUGAGAAUGACCAUGCCCCAGCCUUUGGGAGCACCCACCUCACCCUAGAGGUACCUGAGGGCCAAGACCCUCAAAUUCUUACCAAACUGCGGGCCUCUGACCCAGAUGAAGGAGCAAAUGGGCAGCUACAGUACCACAUCCUGGAUGGAGAUCCAUCUGGAGCCUUUGUUCUUGAUUCUGCCUCUGGAGAGUUUGGCACCAUGAGGCCUUUAGACCGCGAGGUGGAGUCAGCAUUCCAGCUGCGAAUAGAGGCCCGGGAUGGAGGCCAGCCAGCUCUCAGUGCCACUCUGCUUGUGACAGUGACAGUGCUGGAUGCCAAUGAUCAUGCCCCAGCUUUCCCUGUGCCUGCCUACGCUGUGGAGGUAUCUGAAGAUGCACCUGCAGGGACCGUGCUGCUGCAGUUAAAGGCUCAUGACCCUGAUGCUGGGGCCAAUGGUCUUGUAACCUACUAUCUGGGUGCAGGUGCUGCAGGUGCCUUCCUGCUGGAACCCAGCUCUGGGGAACUGCGCACGACCACAGCCCUGGACAGAGAGCAGUGUCCCAGCUAUGCCUUUUCUGUGAGCGCAGUGGACAAUGCGGCUGCUGGGCCUCUGAGCACCACAGUGCCUGUCACCAUCACAGUGCGAGAUGUCAAUGAUCAUGCCCCUGCUUUCCCCACCAGUCCUUUGCGGCUGCGCCUGCCCCGUCCAGGCCCCAGCCUCAGUACCCCACCUCUGGCUCUGGCUACUCUGCGAGCUGAAGACCGUGAUGCUGGUGCCAAUGCAUCAAUCCUCUACCGUCUGGCAGGCACGCCACCACCUGGUACCACUGUGGACUCUUACACUGGUGAAAUUCGCUUGGCCCGCUCUCCUGCAGCCCUGGGCCCUCGGGAUCGUGUUCUCUUCAUUGUGGCCACUGACCUGGGCCGUCCAGCUCGCUCUGCUACUGGCGUGGUCAUUGUUGGGCUGCAAGGGGAGUCUGAACGUGGACCCCGCUUUCCUCGGACUAGUAGCGAAGCUGUGCUCCGUGAGAAUGCACCCCCAGGCACUCCUAUUGUCUCUCCCAAAGCCACCCAUGCUGGGGGUUCCAGUGGCCCAAUCACCUACAGCAUUCUCAGUGGAAACGAGAAAGGAACAUUCUCUAUCCAGCCUAGUACUGGAGUCAUCACAGUUCGCUCCGCAGAGGGAUUGGACUUUGAGGCAAGUCCACGGUUGCGACUAGUAUUACAGGCAGAAAGUGGAGGCACUUUUGCAUUCUCCGUGCUGACACUCACCCUGCAAGAUGCCAAUGAUAAUGCUCCCCGCUUCCUGCAGCCCCACUAUGUUGCCUUCCUGCCUGAGUCCAGGCCCUUGGAGGGGUCUCUGCUACAGGUGGAGGCAGAUGACCUGGAUCAAGGUCCCAGUGGACAGAUCUCCUAUAGUCUGGCUGCAUCCCAGCCAGCCCGGGGAUUGUUCCACAUAGACCCAACUACAGGCACGAUUACCACCACAGCCAUUCUGGACCGUGAGAUCUGGGCUGAAACACGGUUAGUAUUGAUGGCCACAGACAGAGGAAGUCCAGCCCUGGUGGGCUCAGCUACCCUUACAGUGAUGGUCAUCGAUACCAAUGACAAUCGUCCCACCAUCCCCCAGCCCUGGGAGCUCCGAGUAUCUGAAGAUGCACUCCUUGGCUCAGAGAUUGCGCAGGUAACGGGGAAUGAUGUGGACUCUGGACCAGUGUUGUGGUAUGUGCUGAGCCCCUCCGGACCCCAGGAUCCCUUCAGUGUAGGCCGCUAUGGAGGCCGUGUCUCACUCACAGGCCCUUUGGACUUUGAGCAACAUGACCGUUACCACCUGCAGCUAUUGGCACAUGAUGGGCCUCACCAAGGCCAUGCCAAUCUCACAGUGCUUGUGGAAGAUGUCAAUGACAAUGUACCUGUAUUCUCUCAGAGUCUCUACCAGGUGAUGCUGGUUGAACACACACCCCCAGGCAGCGCCAUUCUCUCUGUCUCUGCCACCGACAAGGACUCAGGGGCCAAUGGUCACAUCUCCUACCACCUGGCCUCCCCUACUGAGGGCUUCAGUGUUGACCCCAACAACGGAACUCUAUUCACAACAGUGGGAGCAAUGAUUUGGGGCCAGGAGGGGCCAGGAGUGGUGGAUGUGGUGCUAGAAGCACGAGAUCACGGGAUGCCAGGCCGGGCAUCUCGAGCCACAGUGCACGUGCAGCUACAAGACCAGAACGACCAUGCCCCAAGCUUCACAUUGCCAAACUACCAGGUGGCUGUGACUGAGGAUCUGCCCCCAGGUUCUACCCUGCUCACCCUGGAGGCCACAGAUGCUGACGGGAGCCGUACCCAUGCAAUUGUGGACUACAGCAUCAUUAGCGGCAACAGGGGCAAAGUCUUCCAACUGGAACCCAGGCUGGCCGAGUCAGGGGAAGAUAGUGGACUAGGUCCCCGGGUUCUGGGCUGCCUGGUAUUGCUUGAGCCUCUGGAUUUUGAAAGCUUGACCCAGUACAACCUAACAGUGGCUGCAGCUGAUCGGGGGCAGCCUCCUCGCAGCUCAGCAGUGCCUAUCAUGAUCACCGUAUUAGAUGUCAAUGACAAUCCACCCAUCUUCUCCCAAGCAUCCUACCAUGUGAUAGUGCCUGAGGACACACCCACUGGAGCUGAGCUGCUGCAUGUGGAGGCCUCAGAUGCUGACCCAGGCCCUCAUGGUCUCAUACGUUUUACACUUACCUCAGGUGACCCUCUGGGGCUCUUUGAGCUGGAUGAGAGCUCAGGUGCCCUGCGACUGGCCCAUUCCUUAGAUUGUGAGGUUCAGGCUCGACAUCAGCUUGUAGUGCAGGCAGCUGACCCUACAGGGGCACACUUUGCUCUAGUCCCAGUGACAGUUGAGGUUCAGGAUGUGAAUGAUCAUGGCCCAACCUUCCCCCUGAGCUUGCUCAGCACCAGCCUGGCAGAGAACCAGCCUCCAGGCACUCUUGUAACCACACUGCAUGCAAUUGAUAGGGAUGCUGGUUCUUUUGGGAAGCUUCGUUACAGCCUGCUAGAGGCUGGCCCAGGGCCUGAGGGUCGUGAGGCAUUUGCACUGAACAGCUCAACAGGGGAGCUGCGGGCCCGAGUGGCCUUUGACUAUGAACACACGGGAAACUUCCAGCUACUGGUAGGUGCUGCUGAUGCUGGGAAUCUCUCAGCCUCAGUCACUGUGUCAGUGCUGGUGACCGGAGAGGAUGAGUAUGACCCCAUUUUCCUGGCUCCAGCAUUUCACUUCCAGGUGCCAGAAGGUGCCCGACGUGGUCACAGCCUGGGUCAUGUGCAGGCCACAGAUGAAGAUGGAGGUGCCGAUGGUCUGGUACUCUAUUCCCUUGCCACCUCUUCCCCCUAUUUUGGAAUCAACCAGACUACAGGUGUCCUGUACCUACGGGUAGACAGCCGGGCACCAGGCAGUGGAACAGGUAGCUCGGGGACUGGGAGCCGGACUCGCCGUGAAGCACCACGGGAGUUGAGGUUAGAGGUGAUGGCACGGGGGCCUCUCCCUGGCUCCCGGAGUGCCACAGUGCCUGUGACUGUGGACAUCACCCACACCGCACUGGGCUUGGCACCUGACCUCAACCUGCUCUUGGUGGGAGCCGUAGCAGCCUCCCUAGGAGUUGUAGUGGUACUUGCACUGGCAGCCCUGGUUCUUGGGCUGGUGAGGGCCCGCAGCCGUAAGGCUGAGGCAGCACCUGGCCCAAUGUCACAGGCAGCACCUCUGGCUAGUGGAACUCUGCAAAAGCUGGGCCGAGAGCCACCCAGCCCACCACCCUCAGAACACCUAUAUCACCAGACUCUCCCCAGCUACGGCGGGCCAGGAGCUGGGGGUCCCUAUCCCCGGGGUGGCUCCCUGGACCCUUCACAUUCAAGUGGCCGAGGCUCAGCAGAGGCUGCAGAGGAUGACGAGAUUCGCAUGAUCAAUGAGUUUCCCCGAGUGGCAAGCGUAGCCUCCUCGUUGGCUGCUCGUGGUCCCGACUCGGGCAUCCAGCAGGAUGCAGAUGGACUAAGUGAUACAUCCUGUGAGCCAGCUGCUCCUGACACCUGGUAUAAGGGCCGCAAGGCAGGGCUGUUGCUGCCAGGAGCAGGAGCCACUCUCUACCGAGAAGAGGGGCCCCCAACCACAGCUACCACCUUCCUGGGGGGCUGUGGCCUCAGCCCUGCACCUUCUGGGGACUAUGGCUUCCCAGCAGAUGGCAAGCCAUGCGUGGCAGGUGCACUGACAGCCAUUGUGGCUGGAGAGGAGGAGCUUCGUGGCAGCUACAACUGGGACUACCUGCUAAGCUGGUGCCCUCAGUUCCAGCCUCUGGCCAGCGUUUUCACUGAGAUUGCCCGUCUCAAGGAUGAAGCGCGUCCAUGUCCCCCGGCUCCCCGUAUUGAUCCACCACCCCUCAUCACUGCCGUGGCUCACCCAGGAGCUAAAUCUGUGCCCCCCAAGCCAGCCAGCACAGCUGUCACUCGGGCCAUCUUCCCGCCAGCCUCCCACCGCUCCCCUAUCAGCCAUGAAGGGUCCCUGUCCUCAGCAGCCAUGUCCCCCAGCUUCUCCCCAUCACUGUCUCCGCUGGCUGCUCGUUCUCCUGUUGUCUCACCAUUUGGGGUAGCCCAGGGCCCCACAGCCUCAGCACUCAGCACAGAGUCUGGCCUGGAGCCCCCUGACGACACAGAGCUACACAUCUAGCUGUGGCCCAGGCUGGGCCCUGACCUGGGAUGUGCACAGCGUCCCCAAUGCAGGCCCCAUCUGAGCCUGUCCCGGGCAGCUUCGGACCAUGAUUGACCAUGGGGGAGGCCGGUGCCCCGUCCCUCCAUUAGGGGCAGGUCCCACAGCUCACCCUGGCCCCUCCAGAGCACCAGCACUACAGUCCUCAAUCAGGCACUGCCCUGUGGCCAGGUUCAGUGUGGUGAGAAAUAUGGAGGCAGCAGCCCUGGGUCCUCCUCAGUAAGGGCUUCUUGCCCUGCACCAGCACCCUGAGAUGGAGCUGAAACUUUAUUUAUUGGGGGUAGGGGGUUGGGGAAAGUCCUCCAGCCUGUUGGCGCCCAGCUCCCUUGGGUUCCACUGAUACCCCUGCCCUUGUCCAGAACCAAGUGCCAAUUCUCACUCUGGAGCCUUAAUAAACUGCAGUUUGUA
This is a messenger RNA of Suncus etruscus (white-toothed pygmy shrew), 10506 nucleotides long. It is a transcript of the gene DCHS1, whose product is annotated as dachsous cadherin-related 1. The transcript is spliced from 21 exons. NCBI's taxonomy places the organism in Eukaryota, Metazoa, Chordata, Mammalia, Eulipotyphla, Soricidae. Gene Ontology annotation, cellular component: plasma membrane. The record is from RefSeq and is a predicted model, not a curated record. Gene Ontology annotation, molecular function: calcium ion binding. Gene Ontology annotation, biological process: homophilic cell-cell adhesion. Bases 184 to 10059 code for a protein of 3291 amino acids.